ACCAGUAUAGACAAUUUUCUAACCGGUACUUUUUUGCUAAUCGGUCCUCACAAUUGUUCUCUAAGCUGGCACACAAUCAAAGAUUUUAUGUGUUUAUGUAUUCAUUGAGGUCAAUCUGCCUUCAAAGGUCACAUUGGGAGCAUUUUCUUAUUGUUUUUACCCUGGGUAAUAAUAGCCAACAGUCAAACCUUUAUUAUCGUUGUUUGCCAAGUCGUUUGAAAGAACCACUUCUUACUCGUCCUUCUCUACAACUUUUGUCUAAUGCUGACAAAAAGAAUUCAUUUACGUUUACAUUUUGACUUCGGAGAUAUUGUCAUGUCCCUCGGAGAUAUUGUGUUGAAAAAUCAGAUUUGUAGCAAUAUUUGUGGAUGCAGUAGGCUUUAGUUAGGUGUUUUGUUGUUAUUUACAGACAGUGAAAAGGGGUCAAAAGGUCACCACCUAUGUAUAACAUGAUCAAUCCGUAAUUUUUUUUCCGUCAAAUUAAUCUUAAGAGGGCGGACAAUCAUGCCAAUGGACUUUUUUUCAUGUUCUAAAAGUCAGGUAGGUGAUUUUUGACAGCCUCUUUCUCCCAUGAUCCCCAUGAAUAUGCAUAGGAAAUACUGCAAUGUAGCCAGCAUAGCUUAUGCCGACAGGAUUUUUGAAAAAAAAUAUUUUGUGGCUUAUACCCUGAACUCGAUCGAACAUAUCCAUUUUUGGUAUUCCUAUUAUAAAAAGUGCACCCUACUAUAUUUUUUCCACGUCGAAGCCAGUCAUCUUGUGGCCCUUAACUUUAGAAAUCCCCAUAGGCCUAAAACUGUGUUCUGCUACCGUCAACCACAACCUGCCGAACCGGUUCUGACCCUGAAGCCGUGAGGAUCUGUGUCGACGUGAAAACACCGCGCAGUAGUCUGGAGCAUCAGCGUACCUUGAAUCUGGAGUUUGACCAACAUGGCGACUGCAGCAAGGAGAGGAUGGACAGUAUUCUCCCCGUACCCACAAGUGCACUUAUUGCGACAAGAAGUUUCCCUUCAAAAGUAGGCUCAAUCAACACCUACGUAAACACACCGGUGAGAUCCCAUACCAGUGUGAUGAAUGCGGGAAACGAUUUAAUCAUCUAGGAAAUCUGAAGGCACAUAUGCGACUUCACACUGGUGAAAAGCCGCACACGUGUGAACAUUGCAACAAAGGUUUCAGUCAGGCAAGUUAUCUGAAGAGACACGUGCGGACUCACACAGGGGAAUCCAACAUGGCGACUGGAGCUGGACCUCAUCUGACACAAUGGCAGUAUUCUCGCCGUACCCACAGGUGCAGCCAUUGCGACAAGGAGUUUCCCUUCAAAAGUAACCUCGAUCGACACCUGCUUACUCACACUGGUGAGAGACCAUACAUUUGUGGGGAAUGCGGGAAACGGUGCAGUCAGCUGGGCGAUCUAAGGAAACACAUGGUUACUCACACAGAUGAGAGACCAUACCAGUGUGAUGAAUGUGGGGAACGGUUUAGUCGGCUAUCUAUUCUGAAGGACCACAUGACAACUCACACCAGUGAAAAACCGUACCGAUGCCAGGAGUGUAGCAAGCAGUUUAGUAGGUUGAGCUAUGUGAAGAGGCACAUGCGACUUCACACGGGUAAAAAACCGUACCAAUGUCAGGAGUGCGGCAGACAGGUCAGUAGGCUGUGCGAUCUAAAGGUACACAUGAGAACUCACACAGGUGAAAAACCGUACAAGUGUGCACAUUGCAACAAAUGCUUCAGCCAGUCAACAAACCUUAAGGUUCACAUGCGGACUCACAAGGGGGAACUUCCGUACAGAUGUGAGAAGUGCAGCAAGCAGUUCACUACGUUGUCAAAUUUAAAGAGGCACAUUCGGGCUCACACUGGUGAGAGGCCGUAUAAGUGCAAGACAUGCAGCAAGCAGUCUAGUAAUUCGAGUUAUCUGAAGAAGCACAUGCGAACCCACACUGGGGAGAAACCGCACGAGUGUGAGGUGUGCUACAAGAAGUUCAGUGAGCGCAGUAGUCUAAAGAGACACAUGAAGACUCACAUUGGUGGAAGUUCAUCGGUGCCUGUGUGAGGAUUGAAUCAUGUGACUUACUAUUCACAAAACAAAAGUUCAUUCUAAAAGCCAAUUAUGUUUUAUUGGAAUGUGUCAUUCUUUUGCCAGUGUGACAUUUGUUUUGAUUGAGUAAUAUACUCUAAACAUGACUCUACUGUACGAUUCAGAAAAGAGUUUCAACGUUAUGGAGGAAACGUCAAUUUAUUAAAUCGUCAAAAUAACCAAAUUAUAAAUAGUUAUUCUUAUUAUAAAUCGAAGUUGUUUAUGAAGAAGUGACAAUGGCAGUAAUUGUUGUGACAGUUAAAACUGCAUGUUUAGAUUGUUAAUUCAUCUAUCUCUAACCGGUGAAAACAUACAUGUGAAAGACGUGUAGCAGUUAUCAAGUCCUCUUGAUGUGGUACAGGUGAUGCAAAAUGUGCAUAAUAAUUCAAGUAUGCUUCUGCAUAUCCUUCACAGAUUUCCUAUUUCGAUAACAGCACUUAAUUGACAUGCUAGAGAUUCUGUAUCUAAAUCAGAUUCCGUAACUGUUCAUUUUUGGGUUGCUAACGUGUUAGAGGCACCAUGGUCUAUAGUUUUCCACCUCUGCACUUUCUCUGUGUUAGAUACUGAAGUUGUUAUUAUUACUUCGUAAUUCACUUAUUCCUGUAAAUACACAUCACUGUAAAUACACACACCUUAGCGUUUGGAAUGACCUCUCAAAACAUGCUAUAUAGUUUUAGAUGUUCCUAUCUAUUGUUUACCUCCAUAAAAUGGAUGGGUGCUUUAAGCUUAUAGAGUUUUCGUGCAUCUAAUUUUACUCAAUAAACUAAGCCACGUAAUGUUUUGUUGUCUUUCUUAUUGAACAUUAUUUGUUGUCUUUGUUUAGCUACACUCCCAAUGCAAACCAUUUCGCCUGUAACAUUUGUUUCGUAAUGAAUUAAAACCUACCGAACCGCUAAUGUUGUCUGAAACGUCUGUUUGCGAUAGUAAAUCUCCAGUUGCUUGAUCAAGUAACUUUUUUUUAUGGAGGGUCUGAUUAAAUUGAUUUUGUCUGAAUUGCCUCAAUGCACAUGUAACAAACUAGCUUCUACCAGGCUCCACAUAUCACUGGCAAAAAUGGCAGAAAUCGUCGAAAUAGACAGAAAAUACAGAAGCUAGCCCCAAAGUGACAAAGUCGCUUUUGUCGCUAUGCUAUAGUCGUCAACUUUUAGCUUCAAUGAGGGUAAUCAAGUAUAAAAACUUUGACUUCUCACCACCGGAAAUACUGACCCUUGAAUUAGCUUACCCGUCAGUUUCAACGGGACGGACUUGAUCAUUCCUCUUCAUCUGAGACGUUUUUGAAUAGUAUUGAAGGCUUUAUUAGCUCAACAACUCCCCCCCCCCCCCAAACUGCUAAGACCUUUGUCUGAUGUUGUCUGGUCCCCCGUUAUGCAAAUCAGCAUAUGUAACAUCAGGGUACUUCCCUUUGUUUCGUUGUCAAGCACAACCUGCCGAACCGGUUUUACCCGCCAUCCAGUCACUGUAUAAAUGUGUCACUGACCACUCGAUCUGUGAGUACCGACUCUGAAGCCGCGAGGAUCUGUGUCGAAGCAUUAGCGUAUCUCGGUAAGUGACUGACCAUGGUUUUGGUUUCCUGUGUAAUCCUAUAACGGAGACAAGCACCAGUGUCCGGGCUGGCUUGCACAGUUAUGAUCUUGAGUUUGACCAAAAUGGCAACUACAGUCAGAUCUCAUCUAAAACAAGGGGAGGAAGAGGAUGGACAGGAUUCUUCCCGUACCCAUAGGUGCAGCUAUUGCGACAAGAGCUUUCCUUUCAAAUCUGAGCUCAAUCGACACCUGCGAACCCACACUGGUGAGCGC
Messenger RNA from Branchiostoma floridae (Florida lancelet), 3870 nucleotides. Its product is annotated as zinc finger protein 436-like. Bases 1115 to 2050 code for a protein of 311 amino acids. The record is from RefSeq and is a predicted model, not a curated record. Gene Ontology annotation, molecular function: RNA polymerase II cis-regulatory region sequence-specific DNA binding; DNA-binding transcription activator activity, RNA polymerase II-specific. Gene Ontology annotation, cellular component: nucleus. Gene Ontology annotation, biological process: regulation of transcription by RNA polymerase II. The transcript is spliced from 3 exons. NCBI's taxonomy places the organism in Eukaryota, Metazoa, Chordata, Leptocardii, Amphioxiformes, Branchiostomatidae.